Molecule: messenger RNA, 5098 nt
Organism: Phaedon cochleariae (mustard beetle)
Lineage: Eukaryota; Metazoa; Arthropoda; Insecta; Coleoptera; Chrysomelidae
Source: the annotation of a GenBank genome assembly
UUUAUUUAAUGUUUGUGUUGUUCUGUCAAAUAUUUGAAAAAAUUAUGAAUCGUAUUAUUUGUAUUUCUUUCGUUUGUAUUUUUUUUUGAAUUUACGUAGGUCACUCGUACUUUUUGGUUGAUUUGCGAAGACUUAGGCCAUUGCAAACGAGCAUGUCGAUAAAUGUCCACGUCACUGGAAAUCCCAUAAGCAUCAAAAGAGGAAAAAUGGUUACAACAGACCUAGAUCAAACUAAAAAAGAAUUUGAUAAGCGGCGCCUUAUGAGGUUAGAACAAGUCAGGCAACAAUCAAAAGAUAUAGCUGAAGACGUGCGAAACAAGGUCCGCCGAGAAAAAUCAAAACAAAUGAAACAGAUUGAAAAAGAGGGUGAAGCCAAGCUCAAGAAUUGGCAGAAUAGGAAGCUCUUGGAGUUGCAGACUCAGUAUGAAGAAGCUCUGAACGAGUUUGGUUUAGCUCAUCAUCAAGCUGAUGUCAUACGUAAUGAAUCUGAACUUAUAGCUCAACACAGAGAAGCUAAUGAAACCAUUUCACAAGAGCGAGGCAAGGUAGCUAUGACAAAGGCCCAGCAAAGAAAAAAUGAAGAGAAAUUAAAGAAGAACACUACUGUAGAUAGAAAAAAGAUAAUACGAAACCUAGAGGAUACUAGGUCUGCUAUGGUUAGCAAGAUGUCAAAGAAUAAACCUCAACAAGAUGAGUCUCACAUCAGGAGAAAAAAGCCAAGAGCAUCUGCUGAUAUUAAUAUUACAAUUCCUGACUCUGAUAGUACAAGCCAAAGCCAGAUUGAAGGAAAUGAUGUUCAAGAGCCUUCAAGCUCUUGUGAUUGUACUGAUGUCUCAGAAUAUCAAAGCAUGCCUCAAGGUGCUUUUGAAAGAAGUGAUUAUGUUUCAAGGGGACCUAGUUCAGAUCUGUUAAGGAACCAUCAGAAAACUCAUCAAUAUGUGUCCCAAGAUGUGCCUCCACAAUCUAGAAAGAGCUCAUCACCACCUAGAAGAAAAUCUCCCAAAAGGAAUAAGACCCCAACUUUGGAAGAACAUCACUUGCCACCAGAGUACAAAUCUCAUUCCAAAUCACCCCCAUGUCAGCAGAAGUCAGCUUAUUCUCCACCAAGAGACACCAGGAUAUCUGAACGCAUAAAGCGUAGGGAACUGAUGACUUCCCAAACUGAUUACUGUGCUACUGUGGCUGAAACCCAGCCCAUACCCUAUGUAGAGAGUAAUACAAAAAUUCAAGAUGCCAUUGAUGCAAGGGUGUACAAAAAAACAGGCUCUAGGGGCUGUGACCCAGCUUGUUCUUGUGGAAUCAGUCAUGAAGGUGUUGAGAUGGAUGAGAGAUUAAAUAUAUCACCCCACCCUGAUUGUAUUUGCAGAAAAAACUUCAAGAAGUAUCAACCAGAGAAAGAUACACAGGCUACACAGACUAGUCAAAAUGAAUUAGGCAAACAAUCACAACAGUUUGAAGAGAUCCCAAGGAAGCCAACUGUGAAAUUAAAAUCAUCCCAUGUGGAUAAUAAUCUGUCAAGGAAUUCACAAGUGUAUGAGGGAUUGCCUGAAAAACCACCAGCAAGACUCAAAUCCUCUUCUAAAGGUGACAAUUUGUCAUCUCAAGGUACUAAAAUAAGCACUGAAACAAGCAAAGUACAGUUCUAUGAUCAUCCAAAUAGAUUCCAGUAUGAAAAAAACCUGCCAAGGGCUUCUUAUGUGGAGAGAGUUCCUAGUGGAAGCUUACAGGCUAUGCCAAACGAAGUUUCUGAAGCAGAAUGGUCUGAGCAAAUAAAAAAACGUGAUAAAGAAGCUCAGCUCAGAGGCAAACAAGCAUUGGACAAGGAACGCAUCCGAAAGCACUAUGAGGAAAUGAUGAAAAAACUUCCACUCCUUCAAAAAAAAGAACGAAUCGGCGAAAUUUUCAAUGACAAACCUGAAUACCACAUGUCAGAAGAGCGCUUGAAAGAAAAAGAACGUAUCAGGCAAAACCACUUAGAGAAUGCCUUUAAUAAACGAAUUCCUAAUCUCAAACCUGUUCCAGUUACAUUACCAAAGGUUCCGGCUGCCAGAGAAGAUCCCCGGAUGUUAGAAUCGGGCUCCGUGCAAUCUCUCAACGUCGCCGAAUGGGACGUCGAUUUUCAAGAACCGAAAACUUUCACUGCCCAAGAAGUGCAGGAAAUAGUCAAGGCGUUCACCGACCAACGGCCCGAGGACAGACAGGCGAAGCUGAAGGAGCUGCUGCGGCACCUGAAGCUGCAGCGCGAGCAGCUGAUCGAGGAGAUCAGAGCGCUGCCACAGGACGACAGCGUCGAUGAGCUGCUGAACGAUCUGCGGUCGUUCGCUGAGGAGGAGGAGGAGGGGCGGCAAGGAGGGAAAGGUGGGAGGAGGGGUAGGGACAAGGCGGGACAGAAGAGGUACAGGGAGGAAAAGGACACGUCAGCGGAGAGUAGCUUGGACGGGAGUUCGUCGAAUAUGGCCGGUAGAGAGAAGAAAAUUGGGGCAGGAAAAUCUCCUAGAAAAAAAGCCAAGAUGAAGAAAUCCAGGCGACGGGUGCUUGUCCUGCAGAACACCAGCACCCAAACCACCCCCAAGCAGCUAGCAAAACCCCCCGGAUCGCCCUCCACGGAUUCCUCGGAACCUCGAGCGAAAACGACCGAGCCUCAGCCGGAAACAUCCGAGAAACUUUGCGACCGACUGCACGUGCCGUGCGAUUGCGACAAGGAGAACGGAAAGGAACCUUCGCAGGAACUGUGCCAGAUCUUGAUAAAAUUGAGGGAGGACGAUGAGCCUGACGUGGUGGUGACGUCGAGGGAGGCGAAGUCCGUGGGGGUGGGGACGGAGGGAAGUCCGGGUGGUUCCAAGGAGGCACCUCCGGGUGGUUUCAAGGAGGCACCUCCGGUGGUGAAGGCUAGGGUUCGCAAGGAGAAGCAGCCGUCCAAGCCGCCCACCAAACAGCCGACUACAGAAAGUUCUCGGUCGACAUCAAAAACAUGGAAAGACCAGCUGAGCAAGAACUCGAUGUCGACAACCAGCACGUCUUACUUCAGCCCGCCGGACCUGCAAAAAACAAGAGACUCCCGAAAAUCCUCCCUGCACCACUUGCGCAGGAAACCCCAGCAAGAGGAACUCUCGUCGGCGUACAACGAGUCACGUUACAGCGAAGGAACCCCGAGCGAAAAACCUCGAGAUUCGAGGAUAUCCGAGUAUAUCGAAAAGUUGCUCGGCAUGGCGAGAGGCAGCAUCGAGAACCUCAGCGUUUCCGCUAGUGAUGUGCAGACUCCUAGCCAAAGUGUUAUCGAGAUGGAAAGCAACAAUCCUGGAGUUCCUGGGACUAUUUACGAUAUCCUGAAGGCGUUUCCCUUCAAAAUCAGCGACAUAGCAGAAGGGCUCAGCUAUUCCCCAGAACUGAGCCCUGCGCCACCGAACACCAGCGUCGCGCUGAGCAUCUCCGGCGAGGGUAGUUCCAGAAGCAAUUCCGGAAUUCUCAUCAAUUCCAGGAGCAAUUCCGGAAUUCUGGUUUCGGGCAGGGACGGGUCGAGGGACUCCGUGUUGGCCCAGUACGCCGACAUCACGGACUCUUGCAGCAAGAGGAUAGAGGCGCUGGCGGCCAUGAUACAGCAGCUGCGCCAGGAGAAGAUCCAGAUGCUCCAGGUACCAACAACAGAAUCUAAAUCGAAACCCGAUAGUCCAGUGUUGAGCGACAGGGAUUUUUCGACUAGAUACUUGGACUUACCUGAACAGAAGGAGAUGAGUAGAAGUACAUCGAGCAGCAGUUUGGACGAGGAGGAGAUUUACAAGAGACUGAUGGAAAUCGAUCUCAGCUUAGCUAAGAAACUGAGACACUUCAGAACUACUGAAAAAGAUACUGCAGGAACAUCUUCAAGCUCAAGAAAGGAUCCCUCAUCGCUUUCCAACACCAACGACGAGCUCUUCGACAGACUACAGCGCCUGAAACAGUCCGCCCCGCCAUCUAAUACCCUCCCCUCCACCCCAUCGCAAAACCACGCCUUCGUCCAACCAUCAGCCCCGCCGUCUAAAACCCUCCCCUCCACCUCUUCCCAGAACCACGCCUUCGUCCCCUUCCUGUCCGACAUUCCCAAGCUGCCGAAGUUCGAGGCCACUCCCAACGGCGCUGCGGCCAAUGGCAAGCGUCCGCCUCCCUCCAAAGGCCUGGCGGUCGCUAGGAGAUUCAACGAGAACAUUUCCAUAGUACCUCAUGAGCUGUCGACCAUCGCGGAGGCUGACAGUCAGCUUUCGACAAAGAUCGGUAGCAACGGGCCCAGUCCGAAGGCUUCGCUGAGCUUCUCCGAACUGAAAGACAUCGAUUUGGUGCUGAUUCCUCCGCAAAAACCUGGGGAAAGAGUGACUGGAGAGUUGCAGAAAAUAGAAGACACCAGCAGCCCCAAGCUGGUGUCUUCUUCCUUGGAUGAGAGCGCUGGCAAGACAUCUUCAUCGCGCAGGGAGCAGAGCAGCUCUUCUCGAACGAUGAAGACGGCUGAGGAAUCUUCUUCCUUGAGGGGGUUGACGAGGGAAUCUUCUUCUUCCGGUGAUGACCUGGAGAAUAUCGAGUCAAUGUUGAAGUCCAUCGGCAUGGAAUGGGCGAUUCCGACGCUGCACAAGACUCAGGAGGCUUUAGCGUUGACUUCCAGCUCCAGUUCGGAUCUUAGCGCUAAAAGGAGGAGGAACGCGAGCAGCGAGAGUGAGGUCAGUUUGAGGGAGAUGCUGAGGCAGCAGCUGCUGAGCAAGAUCUCCUCUAGUACUUUGAAGACUGACGGUAGUCCGGUUAGUUUGUUGGGGGAGUUUUCCGAUCUUUCGGCCAUACAUGGGGCCAAUUCUAGCUUGGAUAAGGAGAGACAGAGGACUUCUACUCCGGUGACUACGAGCAAAAGUGACAGUAAGUCGAAGUUGGUGUUUUCUGGGGAUUCGGAUUUGUCUUCGGUUAGGAACGAGCCUACGGGAUCAAAGAAGAGUUAGGUGUAGCGGUGUCUUUCUAAAAGAUGUUGAAAUUUUUUUAUAAUAUUUUAUUGAUUGAUAAUGGAUUUUUAUAAUGAUUAUCUAUUUAAAAAUGAUGUUUUAAUUGAAUAAAUAUAUAGUUUCUGAUAUCCAAGUGUUUUUUU